Messenger RNA from Diachasmimorpha longicaudata, 846 nucleotides. RefSeq lists its product as uncharacterized. Gene Ontology annotation, biological process: sensory perception of smell. Lineage: Eukaryota; Metazoa; Arthropoda; Insecta; Hymenoptera; Braconidae. The record is from RefSeq and is a predicted model, not a curated record. Bases 215 to 697 code for a protein of 160 amino acids. Gene Ontology annotation, molecular function: odorant binding. The transcript has 7 exons.
UUAUUUUCACUUGCACGGGCAACGUUGUGGGGCCUUUUAUCAUAGUUUCCAGUUGGCUUUCCACGUGACGGAAUUGUUGUUGUGCAAGUCCUCCCCCAGCGAUCUUGGGAGUAUUCUUGAGCACUUGGAAAUAAAAGAAAAAUUCUGAAUCGAGGAUAAUUUGGUAUUCGUGUCCACUAUCGUGAGCAUUUGCGUGCACUUGGAAUUGAUCGACAUGGGUAUAAAGGCGCUUCCAAUAAUUCAACGAGAAAACUUUAAACGUCGAAGCACUGGCAUCGACAUGAGGAUCAUCGGGGUUUCUCUAGCACUGCUGUCCCUCGUUCUCUUCGUCCGAGGGGACGACAAGGAUCCGCAUGGACCUAUAAGAGAGAAGUGCAAAGACCAAUUCGGUCUUUCCUCUGACGACCUCAAGGCGGCUAUGGAGGACCCCAGUGACGUUGGAUGUUAUAUCCUGUGCUUCUUCAAGGAUCUGUCCAUUAUGGAUGACAGCGGGAAGUUUGAUCCCGAUGCGGCGCUGGAUGCCAUCGAGGAUAGUGCCAAGGAUGACGCCAAGCCGGUCCUCUCCUCGUGUGAUAGUAAAGUAAAAAAAUCUACAACUAAAGACCCUUGUGCUCGAGCAUUGGAGGUGGUUACUUGUUUCAAGGAGGAAGCACCUGAACUUUAUAAAAAUUUGGGAAUAUUCCAUCCACUGGGCUAAUAGCACCAGUAAACGACGAACAUGGUCCUCAUUUUAUCAACAAUUUGAAAGUCUACAAAUAGACAAAGAAUAUGGUCAUCCAAAAUAUUAACAUGAACGGCGUAUUCUCACGCAAUAUCAAUAAAUAAAACCUCAAGAAAAAUAACCAA